AUGGCACAAUAUGAUUUCUUCAAGCUGGUUGCCCAGUGGCCUCCGAAUGCUUGUCGUACUCGUACAAUCAAUUGCAUUGCAUCGAGAAAACCACAAAAUUUUACUUUGCACGGUAUAUGGCCGAGCAAUACCACUGGCAAAGAACCAAGGAAUUGCUUUAACACUAAUCACCUUACUCGCAUUCACUUCACAGGAGCUAUGGUACAAAGUUUAUUUCCCAGAAUUAAUAAUUCUUGGCCAGAUUUGAAAGGGCAAGAAGAAUCAUUUUGGGGUUCACAAUGGGACAAACAUGGCACAUGUUCUCAAAACAACUUCAAUGUGUUGAACUAUUUUAAACUUGCACUAGACACAAAAGAUAGAGUAGAUGUUUUGAAGGCAUUUGGUAACAACAACAUUCACCCACAUUCAACAAACCCCUAUAAAAAAAUUGAUUUUGAAAAAGCCAUAAUAGCUGUUACAAAAAAGAUACCGGAGCUUCGUUGCGUUAUUCGUAAUAGAGUGGUGUAUUUACUUGAAGUAGGGCUGUGUCUAGACCGUACCGGAAAUAAUUUCAUGGAUUGUCCUCCUCGUAAUCCUCCUAAUGAUCGUGUUAAAGAUUGCGGUGUUAGGAGCCAAGACAUUCGACUAUUGCCACUUUAA
Messenger RNA from Trifolium pratense (red clover), 639 nucleotides. Its product is annotated as ribonuclease S-4-like. The record is from RefSeq and is a predicted model, not a curated record. Gene Ontology annotation, molecular function: ribonuclease T2 activity; RNA binding. Bases 1 to 639 code for a protein of 212 amino acids. NCBI's taxonomy places the organism in Eukaryota, Viridiplantae, Streptophyta, Magnoliopsida, Fabales, Fabaceae. The transcript is spliced from 2 exons. Gene Ontology annotation, biological process: RNA catabolic process. Gene Ontology annotation, cellular component: extracellular region.